Molecule: messenger RNA, 1467 nt
Organism: Xenia sp. Carnegie-2017
Lineage: Eukaryota; Metazoa; Cnidaria; Anthozoa; Malacalcyonacea; Xeniidae
Product: forkhead box protein D3-A-like
Exons: 1
Coding region: 9-914 (301 amino acids)
Biological process (GO): anatomical structure morphogenesis; regulation of transcription by RNA polymerase II; cell differentiation
Molecular function (GO): RNA polymerase II cis-regulatory region sequence-specific DNA binding; DNA-binding transcription factor activity, RNA polymerase II-specific
Source: RefSeq, a predicted model, not a curated record
AGGAGAACAUGUUUACGUCUGCCCGUGGUGUAUGUAGUCACUGUCCAAAUGAGGAAAAUCUUCGUUAUGUUGAUCUAAAAACGAUUGAAACACGACACAUUUGGCCGACUACACGAAGGUAUAAGCCCUAUGGUUUGCCACACGUUGAAAGUCCAUACCCCGACUUUGAAAAUCCAAGUGUUCGACGCACAUUUCAAGAUUCAUACGAAAAAAUGCGAAGCAGGAAUUCUAAGCGUCCGACGAAGUUCUUCAAUGAUGUGCUAACGAAUAAAAACUCCAGCUCCUUUCAAGUUGAUGGUCAACCUGUUUUAUUGGUCUCAAAAGUCGACAAAACGUACGAAAGACAAGAUCACGGCCCUGUACUAUCGUACAUUGGUAUGAUAGCCACAGCAAUCUUGGGAUCCUCUAAAUCCAAAUUGACUCUCUCUGGAAUCUACUCUUUUAUGGAAAAUCAUUUCUCAGCGGUUUUAUCAAAUAGACCUCGGUGGCGAAAUACCGUUCGUCAUAAUCUAUCGCUUCACGAGUGCUUUGUCAAAGGUGAGAUCCCCGCAGAUGGGAAAGGAAGAUUUUGGCAUAUUCAUCCAAACUACGUUGAGCAAUUCAAAUGUGGUAAAUUCAACAAAAAUAUCCAACAAACUCCCUUGCUCUAUCACGAAAAUAUUCCACCUAGUCUUGAUUUACUGAGCGCAGUAACUUCAAUAAGAUUUCCUGGGUCUCCUUGGACGCAGAAAUUCUAUUCAUUGAUACCAUCCACGUGUACUUGUCCUAUCGUAUCUUACCCUCAAAAUACACGAUCACACAUGCUAGUGCCAAGGGAAAUCUACUGCCCUUCGCGACACCAAAAAGCAUUUAGCAGUGAUUGUUGGAAAUGCUUUGAAGGCGAAAGCCAUUCCCCGUCCUAUAGCCAUUACUAAAGGAUUCUGGUAAACUUCAGUAUUCAUAAAAGACAAUCACUUGCAUACAGUAGUUGAUAAUUCAAAGAAGAAAAAUGCAACAGCGGAAACUUUACGUUUACUUCUUCGAUUGCUGUAUUAAGAACGGCAAGAAGAUGAACUCCUGGCGACACCUGCCAUAUUUCUAUACAACAUUAGAAGUUUGGUCAUCAUAACCACCUUUUAUGUUCUUUUUGAAUAGUUAAGGCAUUUCCAAAAGGGUUUUUGCAAGAAAUUCUUUUUCACGGAAAUUCGUGCAUAGCACGUGGUCGCUACCCGUUGCAGCAUUUAUUUCUUAUUUUGUUGGAUAAAUAUAUUUUAUAAGUUACAUAGAAGAACUUAGACUAAAGUAGUAUAUAUUCCAAACCUGCGUUGGGAAAAUAGUUAUAUGCUGUUUUGUAAUAUGAGACUUUUUCUAUAUAUGCUUUUAAAUAUGUAACCCGUUGCUUAGCUGGGUUACAUAGAUAAGAUCGUGAGAUACAGUUAACUUAAUGCUUAUUCGUUUGUGUGUUUAAAUAAAAAAAUUUUUCGUGAA